Lutra lutra (Eurasian river otter) is the source of this 3021-nucleotide messenger RNA. RefSeq names its product Ran GTPase activating protein 1 (gene RANGAP1). Gene Ontology annotation, biological process: signal transduction; nucleocytoplasmic transport; activation of GTPase activity. Gene Ontology annotation, cellular component: perinuclear region of cytoplasm; nucleus; cytosol. Gene Ontology annotation, molecular function: small GTPase binding; GTPase activator activity. The record is from RefSeq and is a predicted model, not a curated record. The transcript has 16 exons. Bases 273 to 2039 code for a protein of 588 amino acids. Lineage: Eukaryota; Metazoa; Chordata; Mammalia; Carnivora; Mustelidae.
AAAAUCCUCCUCCUCCGCCAUCAUCCGCCGCCGUGCGGGGAGCAGGGGGUGUCGGAGACGCGAGUGGCGAGAACUGCCGAGAGAGCUUACGGAAGAGCGGGCGGGUAUCGGGACCUGUGGGCUCGGAGGCGGCGACCCCGACCUGACCUGACCCGGACCCUAAAUCAUUUCCCGCCCCCGCCGGGCGGACGCGCGCGCUCAGGUUGUCCCACGCGGCGGCGCCGCCUGUUUACGUUUGCAGAUUUCCAGGGGAGCCCAGCAACGUGACCAGCAUGGCCUCUGAAGACAUUGCCAAGCUAGCAGAGACGCUUGCCAAAACCCAGGUGGCCGGGGGACAGCUGAGCUUCAAGGGCAAGAGCCUCAAACUCAACACUGCAGAAGAUGCCAAAGACGUGAUUAAAGAGAUUGAAGACUUUGAUGGUUUAGAGGCUCUGCGCCUGGAGGGCAACACGGUGGGCGUGGAGGCAGCCAGGGUCAUCGCCAAGGCCUUGGAGAAGAAGUCAGAGUUGAAGCGAUGCCACUGGAGCGACAUGUUCACUGGGAGGCUGCGAUCCGAGAUCCCGCCAGCUCUGACCUCACUAGGAGAGGGACUCAUCACCGCCGGGGCGCAGCUGGUGGAGCUGGACCUGAGCGACAACGCCUUCGGGCCCGACGGUGUGCGAGGCUUUGAGGCCCUGCUCAAGAGCUCCGCCUGCUUCACCCUCCACGAGCUCAAGCUCAACAACUGUGGCAUGGGCAUCGGCGGCGGCAAGAUCCUAGCAGCGGCUCUGACUGAGUGUCACCGGAAAUCCAGUGCCCAAGGCAAGCCGCUGGGCCUGAAGGUCUUCGUGGCUGGCAGAAACCGUCUGGAGAACGAUGGAGCCACUGCCUUGGCAGAAGCUUUCGGGAUCAUUGGGACUCUGGAGGAGGUCCACAUGCCUCAGAAUGGCAUCAAUCACCCCGGCGUCACGGCCCUGGCCCAGGCUUUCGCCAUCAACCCCCUGCUGCGUGUCAUCAACCUGAACGACAACACCUUCACCGAGAAGGGCGCCGUGGCUAUGGCCAAGACGCUGAAGACCUUGCGGCAGGUGGAGGUGAUCAACUUCGGGGACUGCCUGGUGCGCUCCAAGGGCGCCGUCGCCAUCGCAGAGGCCGUGCGCGGGGGCCUGCCCAAGCUGAAGGAGCUGAACUUGUCGUUCUGUGAAAUCAAGAGAGAUGCUGCUCUGGCUGUUGCCGAGGCCGUGGCGGACAAGACCGAGCUGGAGAAGCUGGACCUCAAUGGCAACAUACUGGGAGAAGAGGGCUGCGAGCAGCUUCAGGAAGUGCUGGAUGGCUUCAACAUGGCCAAGGUGCUGGCCUCCCUCAGCGAUGACGAGGGCGAGGAUGAUGAGGAGGAGGAGGAAGAGGAGGAGGAAGAGGAAGGGGAAGAGGAGGAGGAAGAGGAAGAAGAAGAAGAGGAGGAGGAGGAAGAGGAGGAGGAGGAGGAAGAGCCACAGCAGGGGCAAGGAGAGGAGCCAUCCACACCGUCAAGGAAGAUUCUGGACCCGAACAGUGGAGAGCCGGCCCCCGUGCUGUCCACCCCACCGCCCGCAGACGUCUCCACGUUCCUGGCUUUCCCCUCUCCGGAGAAGCUGCUGCGCCUCGGACCCAAGAGCUCGGUGCUGAUAGCCCAGCAGACUGACACCUCUGACCCAGAAAAGGUGGUCUCCGCCUUCCUGAAGGUGUCCUCUGUGUUUAAGGACGAAGCCGCGGUGAGGACAGCUGUGCAGGACGCAGUAGAUGCCUUGAUGAAGAAGGCCUUCAGCGCCCCCUCCUUCAACUCCAACGCCUUCCUCACCCGGCUCCUCAUUCACAUGGGUCUGCUCAAGAGUGAAGACAAGAUCAAGGCCAUUGCCAACUUGUAUGGCCCUCUGAUGGCGCUGAACCACAUGGUGCAGCAAGACUACUUUCCCAAGGCCCUCGCACCCCUGCUGCUGGCAUUCGUGACCAAGCCCAAUGGUGCCCUGGAGUCCUGCUCCUUUGCCCGCCACAGUCUGCUGCAGACGCUGUACAAGGUCUAGAUGCGAAGCCAGCCUCCCCCGCCACCCCAGCCCGCGGCCUGGACCAGUGACUUGGGAAGGGACACGGAUGAAGGACUCUAGCCAGCCAGAGGCAGGGAGGGUCUUUGUUGCUUGUGUCGUGUCGGUCCCCGAGUGUGCGUGUCGGUGUGGUGCGUGUGCAGGUGUGCGCUUCCUGUCAGGGUUGGGGUUUUCAAUGUCUCCCUGCUGGACUGGCCCUGGUCCCACUGGAGGGGAGCUGGCCCCCCGAAAGGGCUGCAAGCUGCGCUGCCAUUAAACUCCUUGCCGUGUGAGGGCGCUCUGCUGAUCCGCGCCUCCAGCCCGAGGCCCCGGUGGCUGUCCUCUCCCACCUUGCCUUCCCUGCCCUGCUGGGCUGCCCCAAAGCCUGGGGAGCUGCUGUCUGUCUGCCAUCCCUUCCCUCUGUGUCUCGGCUGGGCUGCGUUUCCCGCCCUGCCUGGGGCUGCUCACUUAGUGGCUGACUUUGCCUCCUGUCACUAAGCCCUGGUCCCGUGGCCACUGCCAUCCACACUGUCCAUCACUGCUGGGCUGCUCUCUCGGCCUGGACUGCAAAGACUGCCACGGGCGUGGGCCGAUGGGACGGUCAGCAGAAGGCAAGACUCUGGUUCCCAGGCCAUAUGGACAGGAAGAGAAGCCGGUGGCAGACCCUGGGGGUCUAGGAGCAGGACUUGUUGGGUGGAUGGUGUGGGCUCCAGACCCAGUGGGGCCCAUGCCUUGCUGCUGAGAUGUCUGUGACUGGCCUGGGGGCCAUGCUGGAGGGUGCUUUUUGGCAGGCCCAAACCUGGUGUCUGCCCCCGGGGGCGGGGCCCACGGAGCCUGAGCUGUGGCUCAGAGGCUCCUAAAGGACCAGGACAGGGUGGGGACUGCGCUGGAGCCGCCCCUCCACACUCUGUGUUUUCCCCUUUGCGCUCUUUGUGUGUCUGGGCUGUGCCCGGGGCUUCACAAAUAAAGUCAUCUGUGGCAAGCA